AUGGCGCCUGCGAACUCCGGGACAACAGAGAGAAACUUGCAUCUCGGGAGAAACGGUAGUUGUUCCUUCGCUUUCCUUUUUCUCGCUUCGUCGUCCCGCUCUUUCCUGUCUCUGUCUUCUUCCUCGUCUUCUGAGACUCCCUUAGCUUCACACGCCGCCCUAGAGAAGGACGUCUCCGACCGCCUAGCCGUUCUCGAGAGCGCCGGCGACCGCACGCUGGCGGGGGCCUUGGCGAUGCGGCUUCUGCGGUCUCCACUGGACGCCAUCCAGGCUUUCAUGAGCGAGGAAGUGCACCAGUUUCUCAAGGCCAGUUCGCUUCCUUUCUCUCCCGCGUGUCCAGAGACUGACAGCGUCGCCGGGUCUUUGAAUCAUUGCGGCCAGGAUGCCGUCGACGCUCACCGGCGAUUCCAGGCGGCGUGCUGGGCGGUGGCGGCUGUUCUCUCUGCGAGGCCCGACGGACGAAGGGCGCAGCUUCGAAACUCGCAGUCGUUCUUCUGGAUCCACUUUGUCGCCCAUAUGACAGGCGGAAUCCUGUCUCUCUCGCGGAUUCUUCUCUUCACGGCUGCGCAAGGCCGCGGACAGAUCCUUCGCUGUGAGCCUGGUCCUCCCCCGUCCAUCGACGCGCAAACCCUGAAGGAAGAAACGGUUCAGAGACCGCAUCUUUGGAAAGGCCGCUGGUCUCGCGAUAGCCAGGGGGAAAGCGAGGACACACCGUCGGGCUCUCACGGCCCCGGGAGAUCUGGCCCGGACGAAAAGACGGAGAACGCGCGCAAGCUAUGGCGGCCCGAAAACGGCAGUCCGCAUUCGAGCUCCACUGUGUGGGAUGUGCAGGACAAAGCCGAACAGGACCUUGAAGUCGACCGGAUAUGGGAGGAGGUCUGUUACCGCUUGGCGGUUCUUGGGCGUUUGUUGGGUCUGUAUCGCGGCCAAAGUUCCGGCGUCUCCUCCUCGCGCGCCGACGCGUCUCCGCGUGUUUCGUCUCCGUCGCUGCGCGUUUCAGGCAGUCGAAAUGCUCGGGCGUCGCCACACGCCGACGCUGCAGUCUCUCCCCCUCUCUUUCCUGACGCCUCCUUAUUCCGGGAGGCCCUGAGGAGAGAACAUUUGGUGGCAGAGAAGCGAGCGGUGCUGUCACGACUCUUGAGCGAAGUCGACUGUCUGUACACUGAGCACCUGCCGCUCUUUGCGAGCCGCGUGAAUCCUCUCUUCCGUCAAAUCUGCGAUACCCUCCGUUUCCUCAACGCCGAACAGAGUGGCGGAACCGAGCGCGAGUUUGCAUCCCCAGACGUGAAAGUGUUGGACUCUCAGCUGAUGACGCCGACCUCGCCUUCUCCCGACUGUUUUGGAUCGACGCGACAGUUCGCAGACAGCCUUCCCGAGGAGCUGCGACUGCAGACUUCAGGACACCGGGCUGUGGAGGCGCUGGAAGUCGUCCGGCUUCUCUCCUUCCUCGUGCGGUGUCUCCGGUCACUCCCCCGGCACGAUGCAAGCGCCCUGGAGGCCCAAGCGACGGGACGGAAAGAGGCGCAGCUUCCGUCGAGCGUCGAUGAGAGCCACACGGCGCUCUUCCGCGCCCCACGCCUCAUCCGUCUUCUUCGGAGACACAUUGCAUGCAUCGCGCGCCUCGCCCUCGUCGGGUGCCUACCCCCCGCCUCGCCGCCGGCGGCCGCCUGCCUCGCGCUGCUCGACGGCAGGCGCCAGGGCGAGAGGCCCCAGAGGCUCGCGCAUGCAAAAGAGUCGGCGACGGCGACCUCUGCGAGGAGCGCCACGUCGAGGCAGGCCUCUCGCGAGGUUUUGGAAACGCACCGGGAGAGUCUUCAGAGAGAAGAGUUAUCGACGGGCGAAUGGGAUUCAAACGGACUUGGAGAGGAGGCGCAUGCAGGCCAAGGGUCGCAGGAGCAGGGAGCGGCUGCGGGCCGCACUGGGGCUGCACAACGCUGGCCAGCGCCUUUCAGUUCUGCCUCGCAGACGAAGGACCGCUUGCUGGAGCAUGCGGCGCGGUGUGGGGAAGAAGCACAGACGCGGCGAGCGGAGACGCGGCGAGCGGAGAUGCAGGGGGGAGCGCCCUCUGGAUCUGCAUGCGACGGGGAGAACGGGAGAGAGGAGCCGGUUCCUCUCUCCAUUCGAAAGGCCCGAGGCCGUAGGCGUUUCGCGUGCAUCACUCUCCAGGACGCAACGAACAAUUUAAGCAGUGCCUUGGACAUCUGCAAGCACGAUGCACCUGCUUGCUUCGUUCACUGCCAGAAACUCCUCUGGUGUCUCGAGCGGCUGUCGAGUCUCGAGACAGCGACCGCGGAAGCGAGCGCUGGACGUGGACUGGGCACCGACAUCCCGUCUGACGUCCUUCACGUGAUCGCGGAGCUUCUUGACUGCAAAAUGGACAAGCUGCACGACCGCGAAAAGCGGCAGUGGCCGCGUUCCGCUCGUGCAAACCGAGACGUGGACGAGGCCCGGACGGAUCCCGAGGCGUUGCCUGUCGGCACUGGCGCCGUGGAGACGCGUGCACGCGACGCGAGGGAUCCCUGCCCCCUGGAGAGCCGCGUCGAGGCUCUGGGAAGAAGGCGGCGGCGGAGCCGGACUGCUGCGCCCGGGUACCAGACGAGAGGCGUGGAGGCAGCGACAGGCGACAGUCCGACGGCGGCGCCGCAGACACUGAGCGUGGGGCGAGAACGACUCUGUGAGCCCAAAGACACUGUGUCAAACAAGGAGACCCCUUGGGCCGCUGCUCAAGUCGCGUGCCCGGCGCGCGAGUCUGUCGAGGCUCCGGACGCGGUCACGGACGCUCUCGGAAACAGCGACGCAUCCCUUGAUCUCGAGGACCUAGAAGAAGAAGAGGAACCGUUCUUGCUUCUGCACAACAUGCUCGAGCGUCAGAAUCCGUACGCGUUUCCUCACCUUCUCUCCCGGUCGAGUGACGUUGGGGACGAACUCGGGUCGUUCACCGCUGUGGCGCUGGAAGAGAGGGAAAAGCAACACCAGUUCGCGCACGAAACGGUGCUUCCGUUUCACGCGCGUCUGGCAUGGCCGCGAAACUCCGAGCCUCUCGACGGUCGCUGCCGCGCGACGGACGAGGGAACGCCAAGAAGCGUGGCGGAGGGGAGUGUCUGGGCAACGGCGCCCUUCGCGUUCCUUGCGGGAAAACGCGCGCGGUACCGCGAGCUGGAGAAGGACCAGCAACGCGUGGCUCAACGCCUGGCAGGGGGGAGGGCCGGGCCGAGCCAGCCGUCUUCGGGGGCUGACGGCCCGUGGCUGGGAGGCGCGGACAGCCACGAAUGGUGGGUUGUGGGCGGAGAUGUUCAGCCUGUUCCUCUCUGCGCCGCGGCCGUGUCGCCGGCAGGCUCCACAGGAGACCGCAUGGCAGGCGAGGGCCAGAGUGCAGGAGGCGAGCGCGGAAGGACGCGGCUGGGUGAAGGACUCGAACUGGCCUCGCAGCCCCUUUCGCGGGCGCAACUGAAUGGGGUACGGAAGGAAGGGAAGGACAGCGCGGCGAAGCAACCGAAUGUCGACGUGUUCCGUGCAGCCAGAUUGGCCGAGUUGGAGCAAGCAACGAAGGAAGCUCUGGGAGCUCUUGUGGUCUCCUGUUGUUUUCCGCAGGGGAAAAAGCUGUCUGCGAGGUCCUUCCAAACUGCGCUGUUGUCGGCGAUUGGAGCCCAGAACGCAGAAAGCCUUCCCGACGCCCUCGUGGGACAGAAAGUACGGGGCGACGCUCUGUCGCUCAUCUGGCCGCAGAUUCGCCAGCUGGCUCGCUUGCUGAGGGCCUGGGAAGACUGCGGUCCUGUGUUCGUUCCUGCGGUCAGUGUCAGUACACCGUGUGGCGCCGUGGGGGACACUCGGCUGAGUGAUUGUGGAGGCAGCAGCGAGGACCGGAUGUGGGGCGACGCCCUGUGCAAGAUUGAGGGACCGGGGAGAAAUGGAACGGGGGACGCCGCUGCCCAGUGGCGCUUGCCAGGAGUCUGGGGGCGCGAGGGCCGUGCUCAGGCAGCUGUCGGAGGGACUGAGGACGAGCUCCACAGUGCCCGGCGGCCAACUGCGAAGCCUCCAGAUAUUUUGCCCCUGUUCACACGCCCACGAGGUGGACGUUUUCCGCUCUCCGUGUACAGUGUCGAGCGGCGCUACUGGGGAGCCGGAGACAGGAAAGACACCUCACACUGGUUGGUCUCGGAGGUUCUUGUUCUCCUUCGAAAGCUGCAGAGAGCCGCUUCAGAGCUGACUAGUGCUCUCGAACAGCACUCUGUUCGAACGGGGCAUCUGUUGCCACAGGUGGUUGCCAGCAGGGAGGCGGAGAGUCUCCUCUUGACGGUCGUACAGGGCUUGACUUCUGCAGUGGGCGAGGCGCCGCCUCGCCCGCGCCUGGGCAGGCACAGCCUCGCUCAAGAGGCAAGUGCCAGCCGAGGCGAACUCCACAGUUUGGUUCAAAACGAGCUGUCUUUGGUCGCAGGCGAGACAACACCCGAGACACUCCAGCAAGGGCAAGGAGUGGACGCAAGAGGCCAGGUGCACUCACGCGCUAUGCUCCUACAUGCCACGACCGGCGCUGUGUACGGCUCCCUGUCUCGCGGCUGGCAAUGGCUUAUUCUGCAGCGAUUAGGAAGACACCCCGUCAUCCCCAGGAGCUCGGCGCUCGACAUCGAAAGUAGACAACGAUCCAAAGAAGCAAAGGCAGGUCUUCUCAGCAUUCAACAUCUGAAAGGCCCGUCGCUUUCCUUCGUGUCUCCGCCAGUGUCUCCUCUGGCCCUUCUCGUGCCGCCUCGCCCCCGGCGCAGCGACAGCAAAGGCCCUCUGUCGGCGGCGCUUCUGCCAACCGCGUCUGGCGCACGCGUGCUUCUUGAUCCUCACCCUGAACUCCUCCGCGAGCUAGGCCGGCGACCGAAACCGGCACAAGGCAGAAUGGAAGGUUGGCUAGCUGAAAGAAGGAAGCAACGGGAUAAAGACGAAGGACUGUGGCUCCGGCGUAUUGAUAAGCUCCACAGCCUUCUCACUAUGACCCUCCGAGCCCCUCGAGGGGCCGGCGGUGUCAACAACGAAGGCAUGCGUUAA
Messenger RNA from Neospora caninum, 5034 nucleotides. RefSeq lists its product as hypothetical. The transcript has 3 exons. Lineage: Eukaryota; Apicomplexa; Conoidasida; Eucoccidiorida; Sarcocystidae. The record is from RefSeq and is a predicted model, not a curated record. The coding region runs from base 1 to 5034 and encodes 1677 amino acids.